CCUGAUAUUUUCUAACCAGUACCUACAAUUGAUGACCUCUGUCCCAUCAACUUCCAUCUACGGAUUUGGUGAACAUGAACAUCCGUCCUUUAAGCAUGACAUGAAUUAUGUUCGAUAUGGAAUGUUUGCCAGAGAUCAGUCACCAGUGGCACUUAGCAAUCUCUAUGGAGUUCAUCCUUUUUAUAUGUGCAUUGAGAAAGACUUUAAUGCUCAUGGUGUCCUCCUCUUGAAUUCCAAUGCCCAAGAUGUCACUCUGAGCCCAUCUCCUUCUUUAACAUUCAGGACCAUUGGAGGAAUCCUUGAUUUCUAUAUGUUUCUUGGCCCCACUCCUGAAAAUGUUAUCCAGCAGUACACAGAGGCUAUUGGACGUCCCUUUAUGCCCCCAUACUGGUCUCUGGGAUUUCAGCUAAGUCGAUGGGGCUAUAAUAGCAUAGAUGUGCUGGAAAAAACGGUUGAACGUUUAAGACAGUAUGAUAUUCCUCAUGAUGUUCAGUAUGGGGAUAUUGACUACAUGGAGCGGCAGUUGGACUUCACCUACGAUAAAGCCAACUUUGCUGGUCUGCCCGAGUACAUUCAGAAACUGAAAAAUGAUGGAAUGCAUUAUGUCAUUAUUUUGGAUCCCUUUUUGACAAAAGAUGAACCACAAGGUACUUAUAGGCCCUAUGAACUUGGACAGGAAUUGGGAAUUUGGGUCAAUAACUCUGAUGGGAUCACACCAGCGGUUGGCAAGGCCUGGCCUCCAGGAGAUUCAGUGUAUCCAGACUACACCAACCCCAAAACAGCAGAAUGGUGGAUACAGAUGUGCAUGGAAUUUAAAAACAUUCUUGAUUAUGAUGGGAUCUGGAUUGAUAUGAAUGAACCAUCCAAUUUUCAAAAUGGCCAACAGCCAGGAUGUGAAGAGAAUCAUCUAAACUAUCCACCAUAUGUGCCUGAUAUCACAGGUGGCUUAUUGGCGGAGAAAACAUUAUGUCCCAAUUCCAAGACUUAUCUGGGAUAUCAUUAUGAUACACAUUCUCUGUUUGGCUGGUCCCAAGCAAUACCUACUUUCUAUGCUUCUCAGAAUGCCACAGGAAAGCGAGCAUUUGUUUUGAGUCGUUCAACAUUUGUUGGGAGCGGGAAAUACACUGGCCAUUGGCUGGGCGAUAACUUUUCACGUUGGAGAGAUAUGCAUAUGUCAAUCAUUGGAAUGCUAGAAUUUAAUCUCUUUGGAAUUCCAUAUAUUGGAGCUGAUAUAUGUGGGUUUAAUGAAGAGACAACUUACGAACUUUGCCUUCGUUGGAUGCAACUUGGGGCAUUUUAUCCCUUUUCCAGAAACCAUAAUGCAAUUGGGAUGAAGGUCUAUUGA
Molecule: messenger RNA, 1345 nt
Organism: Myotis davidii
Lineage: Eukaryota; Metazoa; Chordata; Mammalia; Chiroptera; Vespertilionidae
Product: sucrase-isomaltase, intestinal
Exons: 12
Coding region: 32-1345 (437 amino acids)
Biological process (GO): carbohydrate metabolic process
Molecular function (GO): carbohydrate binding; alpha-1,4-glucosidase activity
Source: RefSeq, a predicted model, not a curated record